Poeciliopsis prolifica (blackstripe livebearer) is the source of this 1108-nucleotide messenger RNA. RefSeq names its product chromosome unknown C1orf52 homolog (gene cunh1orf52). The record is from RefSeq and is a predicted model, not a curated record. Bases 230 to 880 code for a protein of 216 amino acids. The transcript has 3 exons. NCBI's taxonomy places the organism in Eukaryota, Metazoa, Chordata, Actinopteri, Cyprinodontiformes, Poeciliidae.
CUAUACUUUUGACACCUCAUUUUAAGGUUAACGUCAGUUCCUUUCCGCUUUGCGACUGCUGCACUACAGUGACGAAAUACUUUACGACUGUUUUGGAGGCUCUUUCAAAAUGGAGUAGACUGCAGAGCACCGUCUGAAGCUAAGCCCCCUUAAGCCAGUUUUUCGUUGUCCCACUGGCUGUGAAACUUUAAAAGACGGGUCCUCGUGUAAAACUAGUAACACGUACAAAAUGACAGAUGACAAUAAAUCGGGCUCUUUGGGGUUCUUCUCGAGUUACGACGAUUUGAGUGACAGCACCAGCGACUCGGACGAGGAGGGAGAUAGUCGAAAGAAGAAAGCGGGGACAGAAGCUGAGGGGAGCGGGACGCAGUCCACCGCCAAGCGGACUGCCGGCGGAGCUGCUUUACCAAGGCCCGACGAGCUGUUCAGCUCCGUGUCCAAGCCCACUUUCCUUUACAACCCUCUGAACAAGGAGAUAGACUGGGACAGCCUGACUGUCAAACCCCCCGAAGAGCCUGCAAGAGAAUUUAAGCCAUGGAAGACAAAUGCUGUGCCACCUCCAGAGACCUAUGCUCCAGAGCCAGAGAGGAAGAAAGGGCCUCCACCAGGAAUGGACAUGGCCAUAAAAUGGUCCAGUGUGUAUGAGGACAACGGUGACGAUGCGCCCAAAGCUUAUUCUGGCAAAGCCCGGUUCUUACCUGCAGAGGAACAGCCCUCUGACUCAGACGAGGAAUCGCAACAGGCCUCGAUGUCUGCCAAGAAACGGCGAGUAGAGACGUUUCAGCAGAAGGAGAAGAGGAAGAGGGAUUUGGGACAAGCCACUUCUGACAAGAACUUUGUAGAAGAGGAGAAAAGAAUUCUCAGGCAAAAGGCGGAAUGAAGCACAAAGCGGUUUAUGAUCUGAACAUUCACAGAUCUCAUCAUUUUUGACACAAAAAGUAGAGCCCUGCAAAAAUAGUGGCUUGUUAGUGUUUAUCUGGUGUAAUGUCUGAUGUCUCUUUUUUUAAAAGCUGUUUUGGUUUUGUUUUCAGAUGUUUUAAUUAGAUGUUCUGUCACUGAGGAGUAUGUAUGAGAAGUUGAAAUAUCGAGAAUAAAGCCUGAUUUGAGA